UAUCCAGCCUGAUGACGCACCAGCGAGUUCAUGCUGGGGAAAGGCCAUUCUCCUGCUCGGAGUGUGGGAAGGGCUUUGCUCAGUCAUCCCACUUGCAGGCACACCAGCAAUUUCACACUGGGGAGAGGCCGUUCUCCUGCUCAACGUGUGGGAAGCGAUUCACUGAUUUAUCCAACCUGAAGAAACACCAGCGAGUUCAUACUGGGGAGAGGCCGUACACCUGCUCAACGUGUGGGAAAGGAUUCACUCAAUUAUCCAACCUGAUAACACACCAGCGAGUUCACACUGGGGAGAAGCCGUACACCUGCUCUGAGUGCAGGAAGGGAUUCACUCAGUUUUCCCACCUGAUAACGCACCAGAGAGUUCACACUGGGGAGAAGCCGUACACCUGCUCCGAGUGUGGGAAAGGAUUCAGUCAGUCAUCCAGCCUGAGGAGACACCAGCAUGUUCACACCAGGGAGAGGCCAUUCACCUGCUCUGAGUGCGGGAAGGGAUUCCCUUUGAAAGACUCAUCCCACCUGCUGACACACUGGCGUGUUCACACUGGGGAGAGGCCAUUCUCCUGCUUAACGUGUGGUCAGGGAUUCGCUCAGUUAUCCAGCCUGAUGACGCACCAGCAAGUUCAUGCUGGGGAGAGGCCAUUCUCCUGCUCGGAGUGUGGGAAGGGCUUUGCUCGUUCAUCCCACUUGCAGGCACACCAGCGAGUUCACACUGGGGAGAGGCCGUUCUCCUGCUCAACGUGUGGGAAAGGAUUCACUCAGUUAUCCAACCUGAAUGGGCACCAGCGAGUUCACACUGGGGAGAGGCCGUUUUCCUGCUCAAUGUGUGGGGAAGGAUUCACUACGUCAUCCACCUUGCAGGCACACCAGCGAGUUCACACUGGGGAGAGGCCGUACACCUGCUCCGAGUGUGGGAAAGGAUUCACUCGGUUAUCCUAUUUGCUGGCGCACCAGAGCGUUCACACCGGCGAGAGGCCGUUCAUCUGCUCGACGUGCGGGAAGGGAUUCCGUCAGGCAGGCUACUUGAUGACACACCAGCGAGUUCACACUGGGGAGAGGCCCUUUGCCUGCCCUACAUGUGGGCAGGGAUACACUACGUCAUCCAGUCUGGUGAAGCACCAGCGUAUUCACACCGGCGAGAGGCCAUUUAUCUGCUCUGAGUGCGGGAAGGGAUUCACUCGGUCGUCCCAUUUGCUGUCACACCAGAGAGUUCACACCGGGGAGAAGACGUUCAUCUGCUCGACGUGCAGGAAGGGAUUCUGUCUGUCAUCUGACUUGAGAACACACCAGCGAGUUCACACUGGGGAGAGACCGUUCUCCUGCUCAACGUGUGGGAAAGGAUUCACUCGGUUAUUUCACCUGAUGAUACACCAGCGAGUUCACACUGGGGAGAGGCCGUUCACCUGCUCAACGUGUGGGAAAGGCUUCGCUGUGUUAUCCAGCCUGAAGAAACACCAGCGAGUUCACACUGGGGAGAAGCCGUACACCUGCUCAACGUGUGGGAAAGGAUUCACCCAGUCAUCCAACUUGAUGAUGCACCAGCGGCUUCACACCGGGGAGAAGCCGUACGCCUGCUCCGAGUGUGGGAAGGGAUUCACUCAGUCGUCCCCUUUGCUGGCACACCAGCGAGUUCACACCGGGGAGAGGCCAUUCACCUGCUCAACGUGUGGGAAAGGAUUCACUGAGUUAUCCAGCCUGAUGACACACCAGCGAGUUCACACUGGGGAGAAGCCGUACACUUGCUCUGAGUGUGGGAAGCGAUUCACCCGGUCAUCCCAUUUGCUGACACACCAGCGAGUUCACACCGGGGAGAGGCCGUUCACCUGCUCUGAGUGUGGGAAAGGAUUCCCUACCUCAUCUCACCUGAUGAUGCACCAGCGAGUUCAUGCAGGGGAAAGUCCAUUCUCCUGCUCGGAGUGUGGGAAGGGCUUUGCUCAGUCAACCAAUUUGCUGACGCACCAGAGAGUUCACACUGGGGAGAGGCCGUUCAUCUGCUUGACGUGCGGGAAAGGAUUCACUCGGUUAUCCAUCCUGAUGACACAUCAGCGAGUUCACACUGGGGAGAGGCCAUUCUCCUGCUCAACGUGUGGGAAAGGAUUCACUCAGUCAUCCAAUCUGAUAACGCAUCAGCGGGUUCACACCGGGGAGAGGCCAUUUUCUUGCUCAACCUGUGGGAAAGGAUUCACUCAGUUAUCCAGACUGAUGAUACACCAGCGAGUUCACACUGGGGAGAGGCCGUACACCUGCUCCGAGUGUGGGAAGGGAUUCAUUCGGUCGUCCCAGUUACUGAGGCAUCAGAGAGUUCAUACUGGGGAGAGGCCGUUCAUCUGCUCGACGUGCGGGAAGGGAUUCACUCAUUCGUCUGACCUGUUGAAACACCAGCGGGUUCACACUGGGGAGAAGCCGUAUACCUGCUCUGUCUGUGGGAAGGGAUUCACUCGGUCGUCCCAUUUGCUGACACACCAGAGAGUUCACACUGGGGAGAGGCCGUUCAUCUGCUCGACGUGCGGAAAGGGAUUCACUCAGUCAUCUCAGCUGCUGAUACACCAGCGGCUUCACACCGGGGAGAGGCCGUACACCUGCUCCGAGUGUGGGAAGGGAUUCACUGAUUCGUCCAAUUUGUGGAGACACCAACGAGUUCACACUGGGGAGAAGCCGUACACCUGCUCUGAGUGUGGGAAGGGAUUCACUCAAUCAUUCCAUUUGCUGAAACACCAGCGGGUUCACACUGUGGAGAAAGAUUAAACAUGCUGUAUACUCAAUAUACAACCAUCACUGCUACUGAAAUCUAGUGCAAAUUCACAAGUGUUGCAGGUGUUCAUGGGGGUCGGAUUCUGUCGACACUGCUGA
This is a messenger RNA of Pristis pectinata (smalltooth sawfish), 2849 nucleotides long. RefSeq names its product zinc finger protein 239-like. Gene Ontology annotation, molecular function: RNA polymerase II cis-regulatory region sequence-specific DNA binding; DNA-binding transcription factor activity, RNA polymerase II-specific. Gene Ontology annotation, biological process: regulation of transcription by RNA polymerase II. Lineage: Eukaryota; Metazoa; Chordata; Chondrichthyes; Rhinopristiformes; Pristidae. The transcript is spliced from 4 exons. Gene Ontology annotation, cellular component: nucleus. Bases 12 to 2744 code for a protein of 910 amino acids. The record is from RefSeq and is a predicted model, not a curated record.